This is a messenger RNA of Magnolia sinica, 3452 nucleotides long. Its product is annotated as golgin candidate 5. The record is from RefSeq and is a predicted model, not a curated record. Lineage: Eukaryota; Viridiplantae; Streptophyta; Magnoliopsida; Magnoliales; Magnoliaceae. The coding region runs from base 265 to 3159 and encodes 964 amino acids. The transcript has 20 exons.
ACCCGUCCGAGUUGCUAGUAUCCAGAGUGCUCGAGGGGCUCUCGUCAUUUGUGUCUUUCGGUUUGUCGAUUCUCUGCAAACAUACCAAACCAAAAUACACGAUCCUUCGAUCGAACGGAAAUUCGGUGAUUUGAUUCGCAGAUCCCGACGCAUCUGCUAAGAUCCAGCCAUUUCGAUCAAAUCCGCUACGAACGGUCCUUGAUGUGUGCGAGCUGGGAAUCUUGAGCUAGGAUCAAGGGAUUUUUUCGGUUUCCCUGUUAGAGAAUGGCGUGGUUGGGGAAGGUCUCUUUGGGUGGCUUCCCGGAUCUAGCGGGGGCGGUGACAAAGCUGAGUGAGAGCGUGAAGAAUAUCGAGAAGAAUUUCGACAACGCUCUUGGCUUGGAGGAGAAACCUGAAUCUGGUGAAGCUUCAGGAUUAUGGCCUUCAGCAUCAGAUAGGAAAGCACUAUUUGAACCGAUGAUGGCCUUUAUGGGGCAUAAGGGUGGGGAUAGUUCUGUUGAACACUCAGAGAAAGCAGAAACUUCACAGAGUCAGUCUCCAGUUGAAGAACAUGACAGAAUCUCUACUGAAGGUUUACCUCCAUCUGCCUCAGAACAAACUGCUCCUGCAGAAAAGGAAAAUGAAGCACCUGAAAGAAGGGAGGAAGAUAGACAUUCUCAUGAUUCAGGAAGCACAUCCAUUGUCCUCAGAGAACAUGGUGAAUCAGAAGCCAGUUCACAUCCACUGCCAGUUGAGACGGAUGUCUCUGUCACUGGAAAUCUAGAAAUAAAGAACUCUGAUCACUUGUUUCAGCAGAAAACUGUUACAGAAAUGGAACCAAGUGAAGAAUCAAUACCAGAAGAAUCCAAACCGACAAACUUAAGUGAAGCCGCUGUUGAGAAUAUCGUUCUCCCUAUGCCGGCUGAAUCACAUCAUAUGUUGGAAGGAAAGCAGGACGAACAUGAAACUGAAGCAGAACAGGUUGUUGAGGAAGGCUCUCCCCAGAAUGUUGAUGCAUUAUAUGAUAAGGUCAGUGCUCAGCCUGAGACUUCCGAUUCAAGUUCAGUGGGUAUUGUGACUGCUGAAAGUGCCACUGAACUCUUUAGUCAUAGCCUGCCAAACACGCCUAGCUCAGGGAAGACUCCAGAUAUGGCUUCUGAAUCUGCUCCUCAUGACAUUGGAUCACCCAUCAAGUCUGUGGAAGUGGAUACUCCAAAAAAUGAUUUUGAAAAUGAUACCAGAGAGCAGCGUUUGAGCUCUGGAACACAUGUAUCUGAUUCUGUAGACUCCACUAUUGAAAUAGAGAAGGUGAAGAUGGAAAUGAAAAUGAUGGAAGCCGCAUUGCAAGGUGCCGCCAGACAAGCCCAGUCAAAAGCUGAUGAGAUUGCUAAGCUAAUGAAUGAAAAUGAACGGCUAAAGUCCACAAUUGAUGAUCUGAAGAGGAACGCAGACUCAGAAACUGAUGCACUGCGAGAGGAGUACCAUCAAAGGGUGGCAUCUCUUGAAAGGAAGGUUUAUGCUCUUACCAAAGAAAGGGAUACAUUAAGGAGAGAACAAAGUCGAAAAAGUGAUGCUGCUGCUCUUUUGAAAGAGAAAGAUGAGAUAAUCAAUCAAGUUAUGGCUGAAGGUGAAGAACUUUCUAGAAAGCAAGCUGCUCAAGAGUCAAUGAUGAGGAAACUGAGGGCACAAAUCAGAGAGUUGGAAGAAGAAAAGCAAAGGUUAAAUUCCAAGCUUCAGGUUGAAGAGACAAAAGUAGAGAGUAUAAAAAGAGACAAGGCAGCAACAGAAAAAUUACUGCAAGAAACAAUUGAGAGAAAUCAAGCAGAACUUGCUGCUCAAAAAGAAUUUUACACCAAUGCUCUAAAUGCAGCCAAGGAGGCUGAAGCAUUAGCAGAGGCACGAGCCAACAAUGAAGCCAGAACCGAACUUGAGAGUCGUUUGAGAGAAGCUGGGGAGCGAGAAGCUACCCUUGUUCAAGCACUUGAAGAACUGAGGCAGACUCUUAGUAGAACAGAGCAGCAGGCAGUUUUUAGAGAGGACAUGCUUCAAAGAGACAUUGAUGAUCUUCAGAAGCGCUAUCAAGCCAGUGAGCGUCGUUGUGAGGAGUUGAUUACGCAACUUCCUGAAUCAACCAGGCCACUUCUAAGGCAGAUUGAAGCCAUGCAGGAGACAACAUCCAGGAGGGCAGAAGCCUGGGCUGGUGUGGAAAGAGCCCUAAAUUCACGUCUCCAGGAGGCAGAGGCAAAAGCUUCAGCUGCCGAGGAAAGAGAGCGUUCCAUGAAUGAGCGUCUUUCUCAAACUUUAUCUCGAAUGGCUGUUCUAGAAGCUCAGAUCACAUGUCUCAGAACAGAGCAAACACAACUGAGCCGGUCACUUGAAAAGGAGAGACAGAGAGCAUCUGAAAAUAGACAAGAGUACCUUGCAGUGCUUGAAGCAGCUGCCACUCAUGAAGGUCGCGCCAAGCAACUUGAAGAUGAAAUCAAAGAACUCAGGAGCAAACACAAGCAUGAGUUGCAACAAGAACUGACACAAAGAGAACUCUUGGAGGAGGAGCUGGAAAGGGAGAGGACUGCUAGGUCAGAUUUGGAAAGGGCUGCCCAUGUUGAAUCUUCCGUAUCAGCAAAUCAACCUCCAACAACUAAGCACACAAGCCCAUAUAUUGAUAAUGGAAAUGUCUCCAUCCGGAAACUUUCAAGUGCUGGAAGUCUAAGUAGUAUGGAUGAAAGUUUCUUCCUGCAUGCAUCUUUGGAUUCAUCUGAUGGUAUCUUCUCAGAGAGGAAAGUUCCGGGUGAAACAGCUUUGACUCCAUAUUUUCUAAAUAGCAUGACACCAAGUGCUUUUGAAGCCACACUACGUCAGAAGGAUGGUGAACUUGCAUCAUACAUGUCUCGUUUGGCAUCCUUGGAAUCUAUUCGGGACUCUCUUUCUGAAGAGCUGGUUAAAAUGACUGCGGAGUGUGAAAAGUUACGAGCAGAGGUAGCCAUGCUGCCUGGGCUACGAGCAGAGCUAGAAGCACUAAGGCGGAGGCACACUGCAGCAUUGGAGCUCAUGGGUGAACGUGAUGAGGAGUUGGAAGAGCUCCGGGCGGAUAUUAUUGACUUGAAGGAGAUGUACAGAGAGCAAGUAGACUUGCUUGUGAAUAAGAUACAAGUGAUGAGUUCUUCUGGUAGCUCGGGUUGAUGAUCAUGAAGGGUCUCUCUGUCUCGCUCACGACUGCAUCAUUUGAACUCCGUUUGUAUUUUUGGUGAGGAUUGCAUAUCCAUUUGAUGAAACCAAUUGAUUGGUUGAACAAUAUUCUUUCACACUUGUAAUUUCAAAUAUGUUAAGUCUUAUCAGCCUGUAAUAGGUAGCAUGGCCAUGCCCCUGUACAAGCUUCCCAGUCUCUUUAUAUCCGUAGGCAGGAUUGUUUUGUAUAGCCUAAACGGAAUUUGUAUGAUUUACCAUGUCAAUGUGAGACGAAUGCCAUUUCAUUC